Messenger RNA from Leguminivora glycinivorella, 577 nucleotides. Its product is annotated as chorion class CA protein ERA.1-like. The transcript is spliced from 2 exons. Bases 275 to 529 code for a protein of 84 amino acids. The record is from RefSeq and is a predicted model, not a curated record. NCBI's taxonomy places the organism in Eukaryota, Metazoa, Arthropoda, Insecta, Lepidoptera, Tortricidae.
UCAGUCGUUCAGUCAGUCAGUCAGUUUCUUCUUUUAUUUAUAUUAUGAUGACAUAAUAACCUACAUAAAUAUCUAUUUCAAUUAUCAUCGUUUUAAAUAUCACUACGUUGUAUUUCUUUUAGUGGUUGUUACUUAAAUGAAUCAAUUUUGUUUGUUUCAUUAAUUUUUAAUCUGCGCUGUCAAUAUUUAAGUAGGUAACUACAUUUUAUUUUGAAUAUGUUAAGGCCAGGUGCCGUAGCCGAAUGGAAUUUCUGCGGCGCGAAACGAAAACACAAUGCCGCGAAAGAUGGUUCUGAGCCAGCAAUGCGGCUGUAACCAGUACUACCCGUCCGGCAUAAGCUCCCAGAGCUGCGGUUCGUACGGCGGCACCGGCACCGGACAGGUGGGCGUGUCCGGUAACAUCGACGCGUGCGGCAACACCUGCGUGCAGGGAUCCGUGCCCGUGCUCGGCGCCGUCGACUUCGGCGGAUGCGUGCCCGCCUGCGGAUCCGUGUCCAUCUGCGGACAGUGCGGAUGUGGAUGCCAGUAAUUUACUAACGUCACACUAAGUUCAAUUAAAUAAAAGAAAAAAAAAUAA